Triticum urartu is the source of this 2203-nucleotide messenger RNA. Lineage: Eukaryota; Viridiplantae; Streptophyta; Magnoliopsida; Poales; Poaceae. The record is from RefSeq and is a predicted model, not a curated record.
GGCACGGUAUCCCAUCUUACUUCUCUCCAGACCAAUGAUCACCGAUUCAGUUUGGUCUAGUCUAUCUAUUAGCUGCUAAGUGAUAACACAAAUUACAAGUCUUAUAUGGCUCCAGCUUGCUGGUUCUUGGUCUUUGUCCGGGUAUGGUGGCUUCCACUGAUGCUCGCCGGGGCCAAGGAGGAGCAUCUAGGGGAAAACUGCCCGGCUGAGAGGUGCGGCAACCUCACAGUAUCCAAUCCAUUCUGGAUCGCUAACGGGGAGGCGGGAAGAUCGUGUGGCCCCUUGGACUUCCAGGUCGGUUGCUUAAACGACAGCAAUCCAUUUCUCCUGAGCUCUGGAUUCACUGGAUCCACUGGCUUUGGAAUCAUGGACAUCUGGUACGAGGACCGCAAUCUGCGUGUCGUUGAUGUACAUAAAGAGGAAGACUUCAACUUCUCAAAGAGCAGCUGCAAUUUCCCGAGUUGGAACACCUCCAGCAAGCUGGCACUGCCGUUCAAGGUCAACCCCACCAACCUGAACCUCAUCUUCUACAAGUGCACCAAGAGGGUGGCGCUGGUGGAGGUGAGUUGCGCAAACGCGAGCAACAUGUUUGUUCGCGCAGGAGUGCGUUUCGAUGAGACAGGAAACUACGCAGACUAUGCCAUGGAGGGCUGUGAUGCUAUCGUCGUGCCGAUGAUGAGUUCGCCAGGCUGGGCCAACGCGAGCGACUACGAACAGUUUAUCAGCCAUGGUUUCCUCUUGACAUGGGAUGAAACUCUUCAACCUGCAACUGCACGUAGCAAGACGACUCGCACGAGGAUUAUAACAAUAGCUUUGACAUCAGCAGCUGCAGCACUGCUCUUUCCAUGUAUUUAUGUGCUGAUAUGGUAUAUGACGGGUAAAAGAAACUGGUUUCUUAUCUGGAAAAAGAAAAGCAGCAGCACUGAAAGGCAUUAUGAGGCCAUGAUAGCGUCGUAUGGAUCACUUGCUCCAAAAAGAUACACAUACUCAGAGGUAAUGAAGAUAACAUCGUCUCGCCAUAAGCAGCUUGGUCAAGGUGGUUAUGGUGUGGUUUUUGAAGGAAAUCUACAUGAUGGUCGUCUGGUUGCUGUGAAAUUCUUGCAUGACUGCAAAGGAAAUGGGGAGGAGUUUGUGAAUGAGGUUAUGAGCAUUGGCAGGACCUCUCAUGUCAAUGUUGUUAGCCUGUUUGGAUUUUGUUUGGAGGGAUCAAAACGAGCUCUUAUAUAUGAGUACAUGUGCAAUGGUUCCUUGGAUAGAUACAUUUACUCAGAGAACCCAAAAGAAAUUUUAGGAUGGAAGAGGCUCUAUGCGAUAGCGAUUGGGAUAGCUCGUGGACUGGAAUAUUUGCACCAUAGCUGUAAUACACGGAUCGUCCAUUUUGACAUUAAGCCUCAAAAUAUCCUUCUAGACAAGGAUUUUUGCCCAAAGAUUGCCGAUUUUGGUCUUGCAAAAUUGUGUCGUAACAAGGAGAGCAAGCUUUCAAUGAUUGGUGCUAGAGGUACAAUUGGAUUCAUUGCUCCAGAAGUUCACUCACGAAACUUUGGACUUGUUUCAACAAAGUCAGAUGUUUAUAGCUAUGGAAUGAUGUUGCUAGAGAUGGUUGGAGGCAGGAAAAACGUGAAAUCAAUGGCUGAAAAAUCAAGCGAAAAAUAUUUCCCAGAUUGGAUUUAUGAUCACUUUGCUCAAGACGAUGGAUUAGAAGCAUGUGAAGUUACAAGUGACAUUGAGGAAAUUGCAAGAAAGAUGACCUUGAUUGGCUUGUGGUGCAUACAAGUAUUACCUGUGUAUCGUCCUAGUACAACAAAAUUGAUAGAAAUGUUCGAUAAAAGCUUAGAUGACAUGGCCAUGCCACCGAAGCAAAACUUCAAUGGACUACUCGAAAAUUCAGCUCACAAUAUGAAUGUACAAAGUGCAAGCUCUACGAGAUCUGAGGAGAUAAAGCUCGUAAAUUCAGAAAACACACAAAAAUUUCCACCACUUUAAGAAGUUUGGCUGUUGAGAAGGGCGUGAAGAACACAAGAGGUACAGUGGCAUACUUUUGAGUUCACUGUACACUAGGAGUGGUGACAACAAACUUUACCUUGUAUAUGGAGAUGUCAAUGCCAAAUAAGAUUUCAUUUCCCUGACAGGCACCUAAAUGCGUGUCAUAUUUGUAUUAAUAGCAAAUACCAAGGUUGUACCACUUGCCAUAGUCACCAAUUUA